GGCCCACGAGCUUCUUGCGUCAGCUGGGGCGGGGGUGGGGGAUUUUCGGAAGCUCUGCCUGCGCAGCCAGCCCGGGAAUUACUGGCCCGGGCUCUUGCCCCGCCCUCUGGGGGGGCGGGAGGCGGAGCGGGGCAACAGCCCAGCGGGCCACUCGGGCCGUGUCGCGGGCGUGCUGCGGUGACCGGAGGAGCAGCCGUCGCCUGUGCCGCCCAGUCCGCGCCGCGCCUCGGCACCUGGGACAAGGCUGCCGUCGGGGAGCGCCACACCACGGUCCCCAGCUCAUCAUGAUGGACUUGGAGCUGCCGCCGCCCGGACUGCCGUCCCAGCAGGACAUGGAUUUGAUUGACAUACUUUGGAGGCAAGAUAUAGAUCUCGGGGUAAGUCGAGAGGUAUUUGACUUCAGUCAACGACGGAAGGAACAUGAGCUGGAAAAACAGAAAAAACUUGAAAAGGAAAGACAAGAACAACUCCAAAAGGAGCAAGAGAAAGCCUUCUUUGCUCAGUUACAACUAGAUGAAGAGACAGGUGAAUUCCUCCCAAUUCAGCCUGCCCAACACAUCCCAUCAGAAACCAGUGGAUCUGCCAACUACUCCCAGGUUGCCCACAUUCCCAAACCAGAUGCUCUGUACUUCGAUGACUGCAUGCAGCUUUUGGCAGAGACAUUCCCAUUUGUAGAUGACAAUGAGGUUUCUUCAGCUGCGUUUCAGUCACUUGUUCCUGAUAUUCCCAGCCAAAUCGAGAACCCCGUCUUCAUUGCUCCUAAUCAGGCUCAGUCACCUCAGACUCUUGUCACUCAGUCAGUCAUUGCUGAUUUAGACAAUAUGCAGCAGGACAUUGAGCAAGUUUGGGAGGAGCUACUGUCCAUUCCAGAAUUACAGUGUCUUAAUAUUCAAAAUGACAAGUUGGUUGAGACUACCACGGUCCCAAGUCCAGAAACCAAAAUGACAGAAAUUGACAAUUAUCAUUUCUACUCAUCGAUGCCCUCACUGGAAAAGGAAGUAGGUAACUGCAGUCCACAUUUUCUCAGUGCUUUUGAGGAUUCCUUCAGCAGCAUCCUCUCCACAGAAGAUUCCAGCCAGUUGACCGUGAACUCAUUAAAUUCAGAUGCCACAAUAAACACUGAUUUUGGUGAUGAAUUUUAUUCUGCUUUCAUAGCAGAACCCAGUAGCAGCAAUAGCAUGCCCUCCUCGGCUACUUUAAGCCAGUCACUCUCUGAACUUCUUAAUGGGCCCAUUGAUGUUUCUGAUCUAUCACUUUGUAAAGCCUUCAACCAAAACCACCCUGAAAGCACAGAAUUCAAUGACUCUGACUCUGGCAUUUCGCUGAACACGAGUCCUGGCCUGGCAUCACCAGAACACUCAGUGGAAUCUUCUGUCUAUGGAGACACACCGCUUGGCUUCAGUGAUUCUGAAAUGGAAGAGAUAGAUAGUGCCCCUGGGAGUGUCAAACAGAAUGGUCCUAAAACACAACCCGUACAGUCUUCUGGAGAUACAGUCCAACCCCUGUCACCAUCCCCAGGGCACAGUGCUCCAGUGCGUGAUGCCCAGUGUGAAAACACACCCAAGAAAGAAUUGCCUGUAAGUCCCGGUCAUCGAAAAACCCCAUUCACAAAAGACAAACAUUCAAGCCGCUUGGAGGCUCAUCUCACAAGAGAUGAGCUAAGGGCCAAAGCUCUCCACAUCCCAUUCCCUGUUGAAAAGAUCAUUAACCUCCCUGUUGAUGACUUCAAUGAGAUGAUGUCCAAGGAACAAUUCAACGAAGCUCAACUGGCAUUAAUUCGAGAUAUACGCAGGCGGGGUAAGAAUAAAGUGGCUGCUCAGAACUGCAGAAAAAGAAAACUGGAAAAUAUAGUGGAACUGGAACAAGAUUUGGAUCAUUUGAAAGAUGAAAAAGAAAAAUUGCUCAGAGAAAAGGGCGAGAAUGACAAAAGCCUGCAUCUACUGAAAAAACAGCUUAGCACCCUGUAUCUUGAAGUCUUCAGCAUGUUACGUGAUGAAGAUGGAAAACCUUACUCUCCUAGUGAAUACUCCCUGCAGCAAACAAGAGAUGGCAAUGUGUUCCUUGUGCCCAAGAGUAAGAAGCCAGAUGUGAAGAAAAACUAGAUUUGGAAGGAUCUGACCUUUUCUGAGCUAGUGGGUUUUUUUUUUUUUUUUUGUACUGUUAUACUAAAAGCUCCUACUGUGAUGUGAAAUGCAAAAACAUACUUUAUAAGUAAUUCUAUGCAAAAUUAUAGUAAAAACCUAGUAUAGGAAAUAAUAUAAACUUUAAAAAAGCAUUAAAGUAAGUCAUCAGUAUGCUGAAUCAGUAGUUUCACUUUAACUGCGAACUUAAUUUCUUAGAACACCAUUUGGGCUAGUUCCUGUAUAAGUGUAAAUACUACAAAAACUUAUUUAUACUGUUCUUAUCUCAUUUGUUACAUUCAUAGAUUUAUAUGAUACAUCUGGCUAAAAGCAAAUUGCAAAACUAACCACUAUGUACUUUUUUAUAAAUACUGUAUGAACAAAAAGCAUUUUUUUUAUAUUAAAUUGUUUAGCUAUGGCAAAAACCAAUUUAGUUGAAAAGCUGGUACUAAUAAAGGAGUAUUAUGACUGUUAAAUUA
Molecule: messenger RNA, 2599 nt
Organism: Leopardus geoffroyi (Geoffroy's cat)
Lineage: Eukaryota; Metazoa; Chordata; Mammalia; Carnivora; Felidae
Gene: NFE2L2
Product: NFE2 like bZIP transcription factor 2
Exons: 5
Coding region: 285-2102 (605 amino acids)
Biological process (GO): cellular response to oxidative stress; regulation of transcription by RNA polymerase II
Cellular component (GO): nucleus
Molecular function (GO): RNA polymerase II cis-regulatory region sequence-specific DNA binding; DNA-binding transcription factor activity, RNA polymerase II-specific
Source: RefSeq, a predicted model, not a curated record